Molecule: messenger RNA, 4229 nt
Organism: Humulus lupulus (European hop)
Lineage: Eukaryota; Viridiplantae; Streptophyta; Magnoliopsida; Rosales; Cannabaceae
Product: protein PIR
Exons: 31
Coding region: 190-4047 (1285 amino acids)
Biological process (GO): cell morphogenesis; regulation of actin filament polymerization; regulation of translation
Cellular component (GO): SCAR complex
Molecular function (GO): RNA 7-methylguanosine cap binding; small GTPase binding
Source: RefSeq, a predicted model, not a curated record
UCCAUGUCCGACCCACUCGGUGUAGUAGUGGUUUCUCUAACCACUCCUAUUCGGACAGCGCUUACAAAGCAGAGGAGACGAGCCAGAGUUCAGAGCAACGUCUCCUAAUGCGACUCACUCACUCUCUCUCUUCCGAUCUCCUCUCUCCCAAAUUAUCCGAUCGUAGCUAAGACCUCUGCUACUACUACUAUGGCUGUUCCUGUGGAAGAAGCCAUUGCGGCGCUAUCUACAUUCUCACUCGAGGAUGAGCAAGCACAAGUGCAAGGACCAGGAAUUUGGGUGUUAACAGAGAGAGGUGCAACUGAAAGUCCAAUUGAGUAUAAUGAUGUUUCUGCAUAUCGCCUAUCUCUAUCAGAAGAUACAAAAGCUCUUAAUCAACUGAAUGCUCUUAUUCAAGAAGGAAAGGAGAUGUCAUCAGUUCUUUAUACAUAUCGCAGUUGUGUCAAAGCGCUACCUCAGCUUCCUGAUUCUAUGAAACAAAGUCAAGGUGACUUGUAUAUGGAAACGUAUCAAGUUCUGGAUUUGGAAAUGAGUCGUCUGCGUGAAAUACAGCAAUGGCAAGCAUCAGCUGCAUCUAAAUUAGCUGCUGACAUGCAACGCUUUUCUAGGCCUGAGCGACGUAUAAAUGGCCCUACAGUAACUCAUCUGUGGUCCAUGUUGAAGUUACUUGACGUUUUGGUUCAACUUGAUCAUCUUAAAAAUGCUAAAGCAAGUAUACCUAACGACUUCUCUUGGUAUAAAAGGACAUUCACACAAGUCAGUGUUCAGUGGCAUGACACUGAUUCAAUGAGAGAGGAAUUAGAUGAUUUGCAGAUUUUUCUAAGCACACGGUGGGCUAUUUUAUUAAAUUUGCACGUUGAGAUGUUCCGGGUGAACAAUGUGGAGGACAUUCUUCAAGUUCUCAUAGUCUUUGCUGUUGAGUCACUUGAGCUGGAUUUUGCACUUCUGUUCCCGGAACGACACAUUCUACUGCGAGUUUUGCCUGUUCUUGUUGUCUUAGCAACAUCAUCAGAAAAGGAUAGUGAGUCUCUAUACAAAAGGGUGAAAAUCAACAGACUGAUAAACAUAUUUAAGAAUGAUCCAGUCAUUCCCGCAUUUCCAGAUCUUCAUCUUUCUCCUGCUGCAAUUAUGAAAGAGUUAUCAAUGUAUUUUCAGAAGUUUUCUUCUCAAACCCGUCUUCUUACUAUUCCUGCACCUCACGAGAUUCCAGUGCGCGAAGUACAAGAUUAUCAGAGACAUUAUCUGAUCAUUAAUCACAUUGGAUCUAUCCGUGCUGAGCAUGAUGACUUUACUAUUCGUUUUGCUUCCGCCAUGAACCAGCUCUUGUUGCUGAAAUCAGCGGACAGUGCAGAUGCUGAGUGGUGCAAAGAAGUUAAGGGAAGCAUAUAUGAUAUGGUUGUUGAAGGUUUUCAGAUUUUAAGCAGAUGGACUGCACGCAUCUGGGAACAAUGUGCAUGGAAGUUUUCUCGGCCCUGCAAAGAUGUUCCUCUGGAAUUACAGGAGGCAUCAGCAUCUUUUUCUGACUACGAAAAGGUUGUACGAUAUAAUUACAGUUCAGAGGAAAGGAAAGCCCUGGUUGAACUUGUUAGCUAUGUUAAAAGCAUUGGAUCCAUGAUGCAGCAAUGUGAUACAUUGGUGGCUGAUGCUUUAUGGGAAACAAUACAUGCAGAGGUCCAGGAUUUUGUCCAGAAUACAUUGGCUACUAUGUUGAAGACUACCUUUCGGAAGAAGAAGGAUCUCUCUAGGAUUCUUUCUGAUAUGCGGACCCUUUCAGCAGAUUGGAUGGCAAACACAGGCAAGUCUGAAUCUGAGAUGCAUUCUCUGCAGCAUGGAGGGGAAGAAAGCAAAGGAAAUGUAUUUUUCCCUAGGCCUGUUGCACCAACUGCUUCUCAGGUCCAUUGCUUGCAGUUUUUGAUAUAUGAGGUGGUUUCUGGUGGUAAUCUGAGGAAGCCUGGAGGGCUCUUUGGGAAUAGUGGGUCUGAGAUUCCAGUCAAUGAUAUGAAACAGUUGGAAACCUUCUUUUACAAGCUCAGUUUUUUCUUACAUAUAUUGGAUUACUCAGCAACCGUUGCAACUUUGACAGACCUUGGCUUCCUAUGGUAUAGAGAAUUUUAUUUGGAAUCAUCUCGUGUUAUUCAGUUUCCUAUUGAAUGCUCUCUUCCCUGGAUGUUGGUGGAUUAUGUUCUUGAGUCACAGAACGCGAGUCUUAUUGAGAGUGUUUUAAUGCCAUUUGACAUCUAUAAUGAUUCAGCCCAGCAAGCAUUAAUUGUCUUGAAACAACGUUUCCUCUAUGAUGAAAUUGAGGCUGAGGUGGAUCACUGCUUUGACUUAUUUGUUUCUAAACUGUGCGACACUGUAUUUACAUAUUACAAGAGCUGGGCAGCGAGUGAAUUACUUGAUCCCUCAUUCCUCUUUGCAUCAGAUAAUGGUGAUAAAUUUUCUAUCCAUCCUAUGAGGUUUACUGCACUCCUAAAGAUGACUAGAGUGAAGCUACUUGGGAGGACAAUUAACUUGAGAAGCUUGAUUACUGAGCGGAUGAAUAAGGUUUUUAGGGAGAAUCUUGAAUUUCUCUUUGAUCGUUUUGAGUCUCAGGACCUUUGUGCUAUAGUCGAGUUGGAAAAGUUAGUGGAUAUUUUGAAGCAUGCUCAUGAUUUGCUAUCAACAGAUCUUUCAAUAGAUUCCUUCAGUUUGAUGAUGAAUGAGAUGCAAGAAAAUAUAUCUCUCGUGUCAUUUUCUAGUCGACUUGCUUCACAGAUAUGGUCAGAGAUGCAAAAUGAUUUCUUGCCAAACUUUAUCCUUUGCAACACUACUCAGCGUUUUAUUAGAUCAUCGAAGGUUCCACAUGUUCCUGUGCAAAAGCCAUCAGUUCCCUAUGCAAAGCCUAAUUUCUAUUGUGGUACUCAAGAAUUAAAUUUGGCUCAUCAAAGUUUUGCACGGCUUCAUAGUGGUUUCUUUGGAAUUCCUCAUUUGUUCUCCAUUGUCAAGCUUCUAGGAUCGAGAUCUCUGCCUUGGCUUAUUAGGGCACUUCUUGAUCAUAUAUCAAAUAAGCUAACAACACUUGAACCAAUGAUCACUGGAUUGCAAGAAUCAUUGCCAAAGUCCAUUGGAUUGCUUCCUUUUGAUGGAGGUGUGGCAGGUUGUAUGAGGCUUGUAAAAGAACAUCUUAAUUGGGGAACAAAAUCAGAGCUCAAAUCAGAGGUUCUCCUGGGGAUAAAGGAGAUUGGAAGUGUGUUAUAUUGGAUGGGGCUUCUUGAUAUAGUGUUGAGAGAAGUAGAUACCUGGCACUUCAUGCAAACAGCCCCUUGGCUGGGUUUACUCCCCAGUGCAGAUGGGCAAGUAUUACAUUCUCAAGAUGGUGGAGAUAGUCCAAUUGUCAGUCUCUUUAAAUCAGUCACUGCUGCAAUAUUAUCUAAGCCAGGGUGCCCAAAUCCAACCUCUUUCAGCACCCUAUCAAAACAAGCAGAAGCUGCAGAUCUUUUAUACAAGGCAAAUAUGAAUACUGGAAGUGUGCUUGAAUAUGCCCUUGCCUUUACAAGUGCAGCAUUGGAUAAGUAUUGCAGUAAAUGGAGUGCUAUUCCCAAAACAGGAUUUGUUGACAUUACAACUUCAAAGGAUUUCUACCGAAUAUACAGUGGGCUUCAAAUUGGAUAUCUGGAAGAAUCUGGGCAAGUCUCUUCAAACAAUCAUGAACUGCUGGGUGAUUCAGUAGCGUGGGGUGGUUGCACCAUGAUAUAUUUGCUUGGGCAGCAGAUACAUUUUGAGCUUUUCGAUUUUUCACAUCAAGUCCUCAAUGUCGCAGAAGUAGAGACUCUGUCAUCUACACAAUCACCCAGGAAUCCUCACUUUUCCCAGGGAUGGGAGUCCCUAAUAGAAUCAAUGAAGAAAGCAAGGAGGCUAAACAAUCACGUAUUUUCUAUGCUAAAAGCACGUUGCCCUCUUGAAGACAAAACAGCUUGUGCUAUAAAGCAAAGCGGUGCCCCUCUCCAUCGGAUUAAGUUCGAGAAUACCAUCUCAGCCUUCGAAACACUGCCACAGAAAGGGGCUUAAGCCGUGAGAUUUCUUGCAAUUCCAUCAACUAUUGAUUUCUUUUUGUUUUCUUCCUAAUCUGUAAUUAAAUAUAGGGUGGUGAAGUACUAAAGUGUUUUCGUUAAUGUUGUUCCAUUAACUAAACUCUAUUUAGAACUGAAUACUAGGUGAAAAAAAAAAUAGAAGGUAGGCACGGGUGAAAA